UAUAUUUCACUAAUAAUUUGGACAACCCAUAAGGACCUAAUAAAUUUGAGAAACUAUUGUCAAUUGUCUUGCCCGAUGACACAGGUAGUAGCAGCACCAAGCUAUGAACCCGGUACCUUUAUGCCACAUACUCUUACAGUACUACUGUACAAGGGGUAUUUAUUACCACAACAGUUUGUUUUGUGUAUUUAAUGACACCACAUGCACUCAAACCUGUUAAUAAUUGAACAAUAAUUAAGCUGUUAAUACGUUUGCUGUUAUCGCUGCACAUAUACAGCUAUACAAUUGCAAUUUUUGACUAAUAUAAUUGGAAAUGGCUAAAAGAGAAUUAGGACCGGUACCAGAGUUCCGGUAUAAACCUGGUGAAGAACUGGUCGUCACUGAUGAAAUGAAAACAGCUUUUGAUAAAGAUGGUUUUGUAUUGGUAAGAGGUUUAUUCACUGUUCCCGAAAUUGACAAGUUAGAAAAAUGUCUCAAACUUGGGCAUGUAACGAAGCAUGCGUUCGAUUUACCAGAUGGUGAGAAAAUGAAUUCCCGCAUGGUUAUCUUUAAUCACCCAGGAGUUGACUAUACGGGUUUAAUCGGUCGCUGCAGAAGAAUUGUUGACACCACUGAAAAACUCUUAGGUGGUGAAGUAUAUCAUUACCAUACUAAAAUCAACAUGAAGCAGCCCGGGACUGGUGGGUCCUUUCAAUGGCAUCAGGAUUAUGGGUACUGGUACAAGAAUGGUAUUCUGUUUCCUGACUUGCUGUCUGUGAUGGUUGCCAUACAUAAGUGUGACCGUGGGAACGGCUGCUUAAAGGUGUUGAGAGGAUCUCAUAAAUUGGGACGAAUCGACCACAUUCGUAUUGGAGGACAAAAUGGGGCAGAUUUAGACACACUGGCAGAGUGCAAGAAGAUAUUGGAACAAGUUUAUGUUGAAUUAGAGCCAGGAGAUGGAAUUUUCUUUCAUUGCAAUGUUUUACAUUCAAGUGACCAAAACCACUCCGAUAGAAAACGUUGGGUAAUUAUACCAUGCUACAAUAGAAUGGACAACGACCCGUAUAUUGACCAUCAUCAUGCAAGAGCUACUAAACUUGUGAAGGUGUCGUAUGUGAGCUGCUUUCGUCUGAAUUUGGAAUGACGUCGGUCGAUUUUUUCGGCGAGUUUGUCAUCCUUAAGUAUCACCGGCAAAGAAAUUUGGAAAAUCUAGAAGGCUCCGAGGAUUUUAACAUAAAUUUUGGAGCAAAUUUUCAACUUGAUCUGUUUGUACACGAGGUAUUUAAAAACUAUAGGAAUACUGUGGGGUAAGAUGGUUAAUGGUGCACAUAUAGUACAGUGGGGAAAGAUAUGACAUAUUUUCAUUAUCUUUUAUCGCCUCAUUUGUUAGUUGUUAAAAACACGAUCAGAAACUAUAGUUUUUAUGUGCUAACGGUAUCUAUCUUACCCCAUCAUAAGUCUGCACUCUUGUAGUUGAUAUCAAAUUUAACAAAACGACAUAAGACCAUAUAAAUUGCAACGAAAUAAUAUAGUAGUUUGCGGUAAAAUGGGACAUGUUUUCAUUAUUUUACUACGUAUAGUACAGUGGGGGAAUAUGGGACACUACAUGACGUUUUUUGGGUGAUACCACGAAUUAGUACUAUCACUCCUUUAUUAAAUGACAACAAUUUAAAAUAAUAUAAUAAAACACACGAGGAGUUAUAUUAAGCGAUUCGCACAACAGGUGAAAUUUUACAAUCUCGAAAACACACAGUGUAAGACGGGACAGUUUGUAAGACGGGACAAAAUCAUUGUUAAUUUUGAUUAAUAAGUGUAAUUAUUUAUUAUUAGGAGCAUACGUAAAUUUUUAACAUGUUUCAUACAUUAUAUUAUUGUAUGACAAUUAGUAUUGUUUGAACGAUAGUGCUUGGGUAGGCUACUAUUCGAACAUCAAUUGAUAAAUAUUUUAUCCUACAAUAAAUGCAUUAUAACUUGUAAUAACAAAAAAUGAUAAUAAUUUUUAAUAAAGUUUGCAUUUCGCUACAAAUUGGGUUUUGCUACAUUGAUUAUCGCACAAGCCACUUCUUAUAAAUUAUCUCCGAGUACAAAUAACUGAAUUUCAAAUAUAUAUUUUUUUUUAAUUAUCUUGUUAUUAUAUCAGUAUAGUAUAUUUUAAUUACGUCUGAGGUAUACACUAUUAAAUAAAAGCUUUGAAAGUUUAGCAA
Molecule: messenger RNA, 2183 nt
Organism: Ciona intestinalis (vase tunicate)
Lineage: Eukaryota; Metazoa; Chordata; Ascidiacea; Phlebobranchia; Cionidae
Source: RefSeq, a predicted model, not a curated record